AUGGUGGAUUUGGAUUCGAGACAGAACUCGUUUCUGGUGAAUCUGGAGAGAAUGUUGGACUUUCCAACAACUGAGUCACCGAUUGGGACAAUCUUGAACAAGAACGGCAUCUCCUCCUCCUUUUGGUACCACACUUGGGCUCUGUUAGGUCCUCUGAUUUCUGUGUUAGAAGAACAUGGUCCGCGUAUGCUGAGAAUUAGGAAGGACGCUACAGUUUCUGAAGCGGUUCGCGAUGGUAAUUGGGUGCUUCCAUCUGCUAGAUCACCAGAAGCGGUUGUAUGGUUCAGAGAGCAUAUUCCCCGUAAUGCGUUCAUAACGUGGCUAGUCUUGUUGAGAAGACUACCCACUCGUGACCGUCUUCGUCGUUGGGGCUUAAAUGUACCAGCUUCGUGUGUGUUGUGCUCCACCGGUGUCGAGACACACCAUCACCUCUUCUUUGAGUGUGAAUUCUCUUCCACCUUAUGGAAGCACUUUGCGCAAGGAAUCAUCCCUGCUGUACCCUCAGACAUUCACUCUGCGGCUGCUUUAAUCUCUCUUAAUCGUCUUGGUCCUAAAGCCUCUGCAGUGAUUAAGCUUAUACUGCAAUACGCCAUCUACCUUAUCUGGAGACUGGAGGGAACGCAACUCUCGUAUUUUCACCUCCGUCUCCACCUCUGCUGA
This is a messenger RNA of Brassica oleracea var. oleracea, 660 nucleotides long. RefSeq lists its product as uncharacterized. The record is from RefSeq and is a predicted model, not a curated record. Bases 1 to 660 code for a protein of 219 amino acids. Lineage: Eukaryota; Viridiplantae; Streptophyta; Magnoliopsida; Brassicales; Brassicaceae. The transcript has 3 exons.